Molecule: messenger RNA, 327 nt
Organism: Botrytis fragariae
Lineage: Eukaryota; Fungi; Ascomycota; Leotiomycetes; Helotiales; Sclerotiniaceae
Exons: 3
Coding region: 1-327 (108 amino acids)
Source: RefSeq, a predicted model, not a curated record
AUGUCGCAAGGUGUUGUGAGUAAAAAAGUUUUGUUGCAUAUCGUAUCGGAUGAACUUAUUGCGGUUUUGUCACAUUGUGCUUCUGACUUUUCCCGAUUGAGAUCUUCGUGCAUUCAUGAGGUUACAUUUUUAAGCCCCAGAUAUUCAUCUCGGGGAUUAUUGGUCGGGCGACGUUGCACAAAGUCAGAUGAUAAAGGAAUACGGCCAAUCAUGAAUCAAACACAUGAUGUUUCUCCAAGAAAAGACAACUAUUUGUUGCAUGUCUCUAGUCCACAGGUCUCCAUAAAAGUCCAUCUAUCACGUGCUAUAAUUGCAUUCAGAGAAUAA